AUGCACAGGUGUGAAGCCGUUCAUGUGAAGCCGUUCAUGUGCGACCUGUUGCUGAUGUUUUUGUUUCUGCAGGUGAAGCCGUUCAUGUGGGUUUUCCUGCGCAGGAAGAGCCUGCGGGGAGCACCAGACCGUCCACACCGGGGCGCGGCCGUUCCCCUGCCCGCUCUGCGGGAAACGCUUCUCCACCGCCAGCAACCUGCGGGCGCACCGGCGCUCGCACUCGGACGAGCGGGCCGCACCCGUGCAGCGUCUGCGGCAAGGCCUUCAAGUGCCGGGUGGGGGCUGCUGCAGCACCAGGUGGUGCAUUCUGGGAAAAAACCCUUCACCUGCCACGUCUGCGGCCUCGGCUUCGGCCUCAAGUACAACCUGCAGAGACACCUGCACCUGCACAACGGGGACAAGCCCUUCAGGUGCGACCAGUGUGGCGAGGGUUUCUCGGGGACGUGGGCGCUGAAGAACCACAUGUUGGUCCACGGCGUGGAGAAGCCGUUCAUGUGCGACCUGUGUGGGAAGACGUUCUUCUACAACUGCCAGCUGCAGAAGCACCAGCAGCUGGCCCACUGCAGCCCGGACCGGCGGGGGGCGGGCCGCGCGGCGGGCCGGCGCCGCGGCGCAGCCGCCGCCAAGCCGUUCGCCUGCAAGUCCUGCCCCAAGACCUUCAGCAGCGGCAGCGCGCUGAAGACGCACGAGAAGAUCCACGACCAGGACCAGCGCUUCUCCUGCGACGCCUGCGGCAAGAGCUUCACGCAGCGGCACCUGCUGCUGAGCCACCGGCGGCUGCACGGCGGCGAGCGGCCGCACGCCUGCGGCGUCUGCGGCAAAGCCUUCCUGCUGGCGUCGCAGCUGAAGCAGCACGAGCUGCUGCACUCGGGCGAGAAGCCGUACCGCUGCCAGACCUGCGGCAAGGAGUUCCGUCGGCCGCAGAACUACCACCGGCACCAGCUGGUGCACACGGGCGAGAAGCCGUACCAGUGCAGCGUCUGCAGCCGCCGCUUCCGCCAGUCCAACCAGCUCAAGUCGCACAUGCAGAUCCACACGGGCGUCAAGCUGUACGGCUGCCGCCGCUGCCAGCUCGGCUUCUCCGACUCCCGCCAGCUCAAGAAGCACCGCUGUGGCGGCCCGGGGGGGGGGGCCGGAGGACGGCCCGCUGGGGGACGGCCCGCUGGGGGACGGCCCGGGGGACGGCCCGGGGGACGGCCCGGGGGACGGCCCGGAGGACGGCCCGGAGGGGGGACUGGGGGGCGGCCCAGGCCUGGAGGGCAGCUCCUGGACGACUCAAGACUCGGGGAGUUUGUCCUGAUGAAGAUGAAGGUGAAGGUGGAGCAGCCGGAUCUUCAGACUAAAGACCAAGACUAA
Molecule: messenger RNA, 1356 nt
Organism: Cololabis saira (Pacific saury)
Lineage: Eukaryota; Metazoa; Chordata; Actinopteri; Beloniformes; Belonidae
Product: zinc finger protein 501-like
Exons: 7
Coding region: 1-1356 (451 amino acids)
Biological process (GO): regulation of immune system process; regulation of cytokine production; negative regulation of transcription by RNA polymerase II
Source: RefSeq, a predicted model, not a curated record